GUCGUUUCUUACUUUGAGUGUAUCGAGCACGCCUUUGUUUUUAAAGGUUUGGUAGAGUCUUUUCCUCAGUUCCUCUGCGGAGAACGCAUCCUCCUUAGACGAGGACAUAACGACGGAUAAAACGCGACGGGUCUUUCAGGAAGUGAGAUUGAAAGAGUUUUCCGGUCAUUUUCGGGUUUGGCUGAGAAGAUAACCGGACAAUGUUUGGAAGCUUUUACUUUGUGAUGGUUGGCCAUCAUGACAAUCCUGUGUUUGAGAUGGAGUUUUUGCCACCUGGGAAACCCGAAUCAAAGGACGACCACCGUCACCUCAACCAGUUCAUUGCACACGCUGCCCUAGAUCUGGUGGACGAGAACAUGUGGCUGUCCAACAGCAUGUACCUCAAAACUGUGGACAAGUUCAACGAGUGGUUCGUCUCAGCCUUCGUCACAGCAGGACAAAUAAGAUUCAUCAUGCUGCAUGACGCCCGACAAGAAGAUGGAAUCAAGAACUUUUUUAACGAUGUGUACGACUUGUACAUUAAGUUUGCAAUGAAUCCUUUCUAUGAAAUCAACGCACCGAUCCGCUCGACAGCAUUUGAGCGGAAAGUCCAGUUCCUUGGAAAGAAACACCUCCUGAGCUAGUCAUUCCGCAAAGUUUUGAAUGUAUUCUUUCUCUUGUAUAUAACAAAAAUGCUUGUCUGUACUUUCUUCUCCUGUUGCAUAAAAUGAAAUUAGUACUAAAUGAGUGUGAUGUAAUUUA
Fundulus heteroclitus (mummichog) is the source of this 741-nucleotide messenger RNA. It is a transcript of the gene trappc2, whose product is annotated as trafficking protein particle complex 2. Gene Ontology annotation, biological process: endoplasmic reticulum to Golgi vesicle-mediated transport. Lineage: Eukaryota; Metazoa; Chordata; Actinopteri; Cyprinodontiformes; Fundulidae. The coding region runs from base 201 to 623 and encodes 140 amino acids. Gene Ontology annotation, cellular component: nucleus; cytoplasm; TRAPP complex. The record is from RefSeq and is a predicted model, not a curated record. The transcript is spliced from 6 exons.